Messenger RNA from Episyrphus balteatus (marmalade hoverfly), 1275 nucleotides. RefSeq lists its product as uncharacterized. The transcript has a single exon. Lineage: Eukaryota; Metazoa; Arthropoda; Insecta; Diptera; Syrphidae. The record is from RefSeq and is a predicted model, not a curated record. The coding region runs from base 1 to 1275 and encodes 424 amino acids.
AUGGUCGACCAACAAAACAUGCCAAAAUGCCAAAAGAUGUGGUAUUUAAAAACGAAUGUGAACGGGGAAGCAGAAAAAUUGAUUCGACAUCUUCCGCUCACUGAAGAUAGCUAUGAUUCAGCAUGGAAAAUGCUGCAAGAUCGUUACAAUAAUAAGAGAAUGCUGACAACGGCACUCCUAAAUAGGUUGCUACAACAAACCAUCAUUUCCAUUGAAUCAGCUAGCAGCAUCAAGGCACUCCAUGACGUCACAAAGGAGUGUCUACAAGGUCUAACAAAUCUGGGACUGGAAAUCUGCAGUUGGGAUCCCUUAAUCGUCCAUCUGCUUAUUAGAAAACUAGACAGAACAACUCAUAGCUUAUAUGAACAAUCAAUGAAACAUCCAAAAUCAUUACCCAGUCUAGACGAGUUCAUGAGUUUUUUGGAAACACGAUUCCAUUCCCUAGAAACUCUUGGGAAUAAAGGACGAUAUUCCGACGACCAGCGUAAACCAGCAGCCAGAUCUUUUACAUCAGUGGAAGCCAACAAGUCUUCUAAAACAAAUUGUCCACUUUGCAAUGGUUCGGAACACAAGUUAUACUCAUGUAUAAAGUUCCUACGAUUAUCUCUAGAAAAUCGAUUAGCAACAGUAAAAAAAUUCCGUCUCUGCACCAAUUGUCUCAAUCCAGGGCACUUGGCAACCCGAUGUAUUGCAAGAAACUGCACCAGGUGUGCAGGAAAACACAACACGCUCUUACACAUGGGCAAUCCAUCAAUUAGACCCUCAGAAAAGGGUAACGAUCAACCAAUUCGACACUUCCCACAAAAGACCGAAAUCGAGUUACCAAGUACAUCCAGCAAGGCAGUGAAUCCAGCUCACACAUCCGCAUCAGCAGUAGCUCCAAAGCAGAAGAGCUACGUCUUUCUUAGUACAGUUGUUGUCGACAUAAAAAGCAGUGAGGGCACCUACAUAAGCGCACGAGCCUUACUUGACUCGGGUUCACAAUUAAACUUCAUAACAGAGAAUUUAUCAAAACGAUUGAAUAUUCUAGAAUUUGCUGAAACAAUGCGGAUUCUCGGAAUUGGUGAAGGAUCAAAAAGAUCUGAUAAAAGAGUCAAUAUCACACUCAAAUCAAAAACCACAUACUUUGCAGUCAACUUCGAAGCUUUUGUAUUGCGCCAAAUAACGCCAAGUCAACCAAGUCGAAUGAUAAACAUUGAAUCUUGGAACAUCCCAAAAGACAUAAAAUUGCAGAUAAACAUUUCAAUGAGCCUGGCCAAAUCGAUCUACUACUAG